GAGAGAGAGAGAGAGAGAGAGAGAGAGAGAGAGAGAGAGAGAGAGAGCAGAAUCAGAAUUUGAAAAGGCCACAUAUUCUUCACCCCCUCGCCUUUUGAGUUCUGAACACAAUAAAGAAGAAACUCACCUCACAGUCUCUUGUAUUUCUUAAGUCUGUUCCCUGUUAUGGGUGGAAAUAAGUUGAGACCUUGCGAAUCGUCCGAGUGAGUCACUACCUGGUUGCCUUUUUCGUUGUGAGAACUUCCAAAAGUUCCUCAAAAUGGAAGCUUUAUCUAACAAGACUGAGCAUUCUCAAAAGAAGAAAGAUGGGGUUCGGUCCACUGGGGGCAAAACGGCUAAAUCUGAGUCGUUCACCGAUUCGAGUGCUGAGUCGAGAGAGACGAGUUCGAGUGCAUCGAGCUCCUUCGAUUCAGCUGAAGAAGCUAAAGCAAAAGGGUCGUCUUCGCCUGCUCCUCUUGGCUGGCCCAUUCGCAAGGCUACAAUUUCCAAGUGCAGUAAAUCUGAUGACAAGGAAAACCAACCUAUGUCCCACGAGGACAGCUCAAAAUUUAGCAGAAUCGGUUCAAAAAUGUCAGAGGUUGAUAUGAUGAAGGAAAGGUUUGCAAAAUUACUGCUUGGUGAAGAUAUGUCAGGGUCUGGAAAAGGGGUUUGCACAGCUCUGGCCAUCUCAAAUGCCAUUACUAAUCUCUGUGCCACCGUAUUUGGACAAUUAUGGAGACUAGAACCUCUUCCUGAUGAAAAGAAAGCAAUGUGGCGAAGAGAGAUGGAGUGGCUCCUUUGCGUUGGAGAUCACAUUGUUGAAUUAAUCCCUUCUUGGCAAACAUUUCCCGAUGGAAGCAAGCUUGAGGUAAUGACUUGCAGGCCGAGGUCAGAUCUUUUCAUUAAUCUCCCAGCUCUUCGCAAACUCGAUAACAUGCUAAUGGAAAUAUUAGACAGUUUCACAAGUACGGAGUUUUGGUAUGUUGAUCAAGGAAUCGUGGCCCCAGAUGCAGAUGGGUCAGCCUCGUUUCGCAAGCCAAUGCAGAGACAAGAGGAGAAAUGGUGGCUUCCUGUGCCUCGCGUCUCUCCUGCAGGUCUGACUGAGAACUCAAGAAAGCAAUUGAACCACACACGAGAAUGUGCAAACCAAAUUCUGAAAGCAGCCAUGGCCAUCAACGACAACGCUUUAGCUGAAAUGGAAGUUCCUGAUUCAUACUUAGAAGCCCUUCCCAAGAAUGGAAGAAGCUGCCUGGGGGAUUUCAUAUACCGCUAUAUAACAUCAGACCAGUUCUCUUCUGAGUGUCUGCUUGAUUGCCUAGAUCUUUCCAAUGAACACGUGGCUCUGGAGAUUGCUAACAGAGUGGAAGCCUCAAUUUAUGUAUGGCGUAGAAGGGCUCAUUCGAGACCCGCACCUAAUCCUAGCCGUUCAACAACAAAAUCAUCCUGGGAAAUGGUGAGAGAUUUCAUGGCAGAUGGAGACAAGAGAGAAUUGCUAGCAGAAAGAGCUGAAAACUUUCUGAUUUGCUUGAAACAGAGGUUCCCUGGUUUAACUCAAACCACUCUCGACACCAGCAAGAUCCAAUGCAACAAGGACGUGGGUAAGUCCAUUCUGGAGAGCUACUCAAGGGUAUUGGAGAGCAUGGCGUUCAACAUUCUUGCUCGUAUUGAUGAUUUGCUGUAUGUGGACGACUUGACGAAGCAUUCAGACAGGUUUCCGUUGGUUUCUUCGACGGUUAGUCGUCCAAUCUCGGUGUCUGUCUCAGGCACUCCUCACAAAUCUGUUAGUGGCACCAGUAGCUUUUCACCUGCACCACCGCUCAUUAGUCCUGCAAGAGGAGAGAGAACUCCUUUCAUCCAUAACAACAACAACAUCAUCAAACCUCACCGUCGUGGUUUUGGGGUGAAAAGGGUAUUGUCAAAUUAUCUUGGAGUAGAGACGAAAGCCAAAAUAUGCAGCAAUUCAAGUGAAGUGCAUUGUUUGAACUCAAGUAAUGCGAAUAGAACAGAAACAGACCAACCGGAACGGCAAAAGGAAUCAUCAUGUGCUCUAAAAAAAUGAGCAGUGUCCGAUAUGUCAUGUAUGUUAAUCAAAGGACAACCGUGUGUCUGUAACCUUUAAUUAUGGAUUCUUUUUUUUCGUCUUUGUAUUAUUUACUGAUAUUUAUUGGUGGUUAGAGGUUGGGAGUUAUUGUUAUUAAGGGGGAUUACGGUCUCUCACUGAGUUAUGAAGCAGUUCAGCCCGAAAGCAGUUGGUAUACAUGUUAUUGUAUUUAAAGUUAGCUGAGAAUUGACAUUGAAUUUUAAAUGAGAUUGUAAAUUAUAUCUGUGAAUUAUGGUGAUUUCUUUAUUGGAUAUUAA
Molecule: messenger RNA, 2337 nt
Organism: Neltuma alba
Lineage: Eukaryota; Viridiplantae; Streptophyta; Magnoliopsida; Fabales; Fabaceae
Product: rop guanine nucleotide exchange factor 5
Exons: 7
Coding region: 260-2038 (592 amino acids)
Molecular function (GO): guanyl-nucleotide exchange factor activity
Source: RefSeq, a predicted model, not a curated record